AGUGUGGGCAAUCGCUGUGACAAGGGGCAGAGACUGGAUUCUUCCUUUGACGUAAAGCGGUGUGACGUAAAAUGAACGCGACCGGCUUUAAGGAAAAGUAAAUAAAGAGGUACGUGUGUGUUUAUCGCUUAGAUAUAGUGGAUUUGGGUCUACGAACCCGAUGAUAUCGGGGAGCUUUGGAAACCUGCAUGUUGGACAGUGUAGUGCUAAGCAAGCCAUAUAUGUGCCGCGGAAUUCGACUGAACAUAUGCGGCGUUUACGGCAGGUUGGGGACGGUGUCAUCUGAAAAUCGAAUCUGCAUUUGCAACAUGUGGGAGGAAAUGAAAGUCAGUUGCUCUUUGCUUCCUGCAGUUCUGUCAGUCGGAACAUAUAUGGAGUGUGUAGUACGUGUGUAGCAUUUGACCAGUAUGGGGGCUUGUUCUACCUUAAUCUUGGCCACAUUUGGGAAGUUUCUGUCUUGUAUCAAGUUACGAGUUGUCUGACAACUGUCCUACAGACAGUACAGAGCUGCCCUUAAAUUCCACCCAUGCUGCGACCAAAAUGAAUCUGCUGGUCCCAACGAAGAUUUCAGUCCUGUCUAACAUCCACCAAAGCCCCCCAGAAGUGAGAGAAGUGACAAACUGGUGGUGGGGGAGAAGGACUGCCAUUGAGAGCAUGACUUGAGGACCUGAACUAGGGGUAGUCACACAGAAGAGAAGAGGACCUGGACUAGGGGUAGGCACACAGAAGAGCACCUGGACUAGAGAAGAACCCUUCUGCACAAGCAUCAUGGUACUGCUGCCUACAAGCCUUACAGAAGAAGAGGAGGCUUUGCAGAGGAAGUUUGCAAAGUUGAAAAAGAAAAAAAAAGCCCUUCUUGCUUUAAAGAAGCAAACAUCUACUAACCAGACAAGCCAGACUGGUAUUAAGAGAUCUCUGUCGGACCAGCCUGCAGUUGACACAGCUACAGCUACAGAACAAGCAAAGAUGUUAGUGAAGACUGGAGCAAUCAGCGCUAUAAAGUCAGGGACAAAAAACAGUGGCUUCAAACGUUCUCGAACCUUGGAAGGCAAACUCAAGGACCCUGAUAAGGGACCUGCUCCAAGCUUCCAGCCUUUCCAGCGCAGCAUUUCUGUAGAUGAGGAACAGACAGAGGGUUCCAGAAGAUCUCAGAGAAAAUCACUCUAUGAAAGUUUUGUCAGCCCCAGUGAACGCAUGCAAGAUGUUGAGAGAGAAAGUGAGGAACAAGAGAGCGACAAGGAUACCCGUCAAGGAGAAAAGGAACUUUUAGACAGAGAACCUUUUGAUAAAGACCGUGGAAGAGAGAGAGAUCGUGAUCGGGACAGAGAAAGAGAUCGAGACCGCAGUGAGAGAGACCGGGAAAAAGAUCACGAAAGGGACAGAGAUGGCUUUUACCGCAGAUCAGAUUCAUUCCCUGAACGUCGGGCCCCGAGGAAAGGUAAUACUGUUUAUGUCCAUGGUGUGGGCAUGAGCCAGACAAUGCUUCAUGAGGCUUUUUCCAGCUUUGGAAACAUUAUUGAUCUUUCUUUGGAUGCUCCAAGGAACUGUGCUUUUGUUACUUAUGAGAAGAUGGAGUCAGCUGACCAGGCUAUUGCAGGGCUUAAUAACAAGUCGAUAGAAGACAUACCGGUAAAGGUCAGCAUAGCUCGGAAACAGCCAAUGUUGGAGGCAGCUACAGGAAAAUCAGUUUGGGGUUCAUUGGCUGUACAGAACAGUGUGAAAGGUUCUCACAGAGAUAAGAGGUCUCAAGUCAAUUACUCUGAAGAUAUUUUUUAGUGAUAAUCAAACUGAUGCUGAUAAAAAGUGAAGAAAAGAGAAGAUCACGGCCCAUGAAUUUCCAUGUGUACAUAGUACACAAAAUAAUUUUGAGGAUGGUAAAAAGUGUCUAUUGACUAUUGAAAGAAACAAGACUAUGUUUAUCUUCUAUGCCCAGGAAAUCAUGUCUAUUUUUGUCUUUUUUUAUUAUUUGCACUUUUCUUGUAGCCGUUUUUAUACCAUUAACAUUAGAAUGUGUAGUAAAACUAUCAUUUAAAAUUACUUUUUGGUUAUUUGUGGACAUUGGGAUAAUUGUAUGCCGCAUUUCUGUAUAAUUGUGUUAAUGCAAUUGCCCAUGCACAGAAUCCUUUACAUGUGUGCAAAUAAAGCCAAAAACUCAAAAGUG
This is a messenger RNA of Xenopus laevis (African clawed frog), 2161 nucleotides long. It is a transcript of the gene nelfe.S, whose product is annotated as negative elongation factor complex member E S homeolog. Gene Ontology annotation, molecular function: nucleic acid binding; RNA binding. Lineage: Eukaryota; Metazoa; Chordata; Amphibia; Anura; Pipidae. The record is from RefSeq and is a predicted model, not a curated record. Gene Ontology annotation, biological process: negative regulation of transcription elongation by RNA polymerase II; regulation of DNA-templated transcription. The transcript has 11 exons. Gene Ontology annotation, cellular component: chromosome; nucleus; NELF complex. Bases 769 to 1776 code for a protein of 335 amino acids.